AUGGAUUUGGAAGCCUACUUCGGACAGUUCGGAGAGCUGGCCGACGUGUAUGUGCACGGAAAGGGCAUUGCCUUCGUUAGCUUGAAGGACCCAAUGGUGGCCCAGCAGAUCCUGCAGAACAAGGAGCACUUCGUCAAGCCAGACGUGUCCGUCCUUGUAGACCAGGCGUUGGACCGACCUAGCGGAAAAGGCACGAAGGGCCUCGUUAGCCAGCAGCCGCAAUUGCCAACGCAAGCACCAGCCUUUGCCUUUGCAACUCCACAGGCUUUUCCUGCUUUUCCAGGUGCCAUGGCGUUUCAGCCAGCUUUCCAGGGACUGCAGACGGGGUACCAGCAGCCGCAGCAGGUUUGGGGUGGAAAAGGAGGGUUUAUGCGCUUCGGCCCCUACUGA
Symbiodinium sp. CCMP2456 is the source of this 390-nucleotide messenger RNA. Lineage: Eukaryota; Dinophyceae; Suessiales; Symbiodiniaceae. The record is from the annotation of a GenBank genome assembly.